AUGUAUUCCACUAAAAUAUUAACAUUGUUUAUAUGUAUAGUCAUUCUCAAUUUUGUCAAUUGUGAAAGUAAUUUACAAUCAAAAACAUUAGCAGAAGAUGAAGCUAGUCAAUGGUUACAACGUAAUGGCCGUCAACCAUCUAGAUUUCAUUCCCAUCGUCAUAAUAGCAAUUAUCAAUCAGAAGUGGAUCGUACAUUAAAACGUUUACAAAUGUUAAAUGAUAAUGGGGUAGGAACAUUUGAUCAACUAGCAUUUGAAGGUGUACCAAUGGAAGUACUAUUUGAAAUGGUUAAAGAUGGUAAAGGAUUGACAGGAUAA
Molecule: messenger RNA, 318 nt
Organism: Didymodactylos carnosus
Lineage: Eukaryota; Metazoa; Rotifera; Eurotatoria; Philodinida; Philodinidae
Source: the annotation of a GenBank genome assembly